Messenger RNA from Gymnodraco acuticeps, 2502 nucleotides. RefSeq names its product interleukin 6 receptor (gene il6r). Gene Ontology annotation, molecular function: protein binding; cytokine receptor activity. The record is from RefSeq and is a predicted model, not a curated record. NCBI's taxonomy places the organism in Eukaryota, Metazoa, Chordata, Actinopteri, Perciformes, Bathydraconidae. Gene Ontology annotation, biological process: cytokine-mediated signaling pathway. The transcript has 10 exons. The coding region runs from base 247 to 1722 and encodes 491 amino acids. Gene Ontology annotation, cellular component: external side of plasma membrane.
UUUUUGACACUCAGGAGGAUUUCCUCUGUGCAACAGGCUGAACAAGGGGAAGAGAGCUGGGAUUUCACAAUAACGAGUCUUACUGACAGCGGACUGCUGAAACCAGAGGCGGCCGGUAACUGCUUUGAGAAGCCAGAGGAGGACCGUCAGAUGUUGAUCAUGUGAAGUUAGAUGGGGGUCACAACGGUCUCCAGUGUUUGUGAGUGAUGGUAUGAGGACUCGGUGAAGGGAGACUUGUGCGCAAAAAUGCGGAUUUUUCUCCCUUUGCUGUGUGCCCUGUGCGCCACACCGGUCAACGGUAUUUUCGACGGGACCUGUCCCAAAAAAGACCCUCCCCCUGGUGUGUUGGUUUUAUAUCAAGGCAGUAAAUUGGUUUUGAGCUGCAGCGGUCAUGUGGAGGCGGAUGGAGUAAAGGUCAGAGGAAGGAGUUCUUCUGAUGAAAAUCAAACCUCUGUUAACAAUAUAAGGAACACUGAAGCUUUGAUGAAAAGUGCCAAACCUACUGUGGAGAAUACUGUGGGUGAAGGAUACCACUCUAACACGACUGAGGCAGGAGAAAGCAAGAGCCUCAAACAUUCAGCAACAGCUUACACAGCUUCUCCGAGCACUCCCACGGUCUGGGAGACUGGAGAUUAUGAGGAGCAGGAGGGUGAGGAUGGGAGCAGAGUAACAAGGAGCAUGAAGCCGAGACUACAGUGGAAGUGGAACGGGAGGAUCGUGGGAAAAGGAGACAGGGACUGGGGUGGAAUCGGCUUUGACAGGAGAGGGUCUUCACUGUCUCUGUCCUCAGUGAGACUGUCGGACUCCGGCAGGUUCACGUGUUACCACAGAGGCAGAGAGAGGUUCUCCCUAAAGGUCAAGGUCGCAGAUCCUCCAGAGACCCCCCAGCUGUCGUGCUACAAAAAGUCCCCCAGCAGUAAGAUUCGCUGUGAGUGGGCCCCUCAGAAGCCCUUCACUAUCUUCCCUAACUGCUCCCUCUUCCUCAGUAAAAGCGCCACAAAGUCCUUUCUUCAUUUGCAGUGCUCAUACUCCUCUAAGCACUCCCGCUGUUGGUGUGCUCUGGAUCACAAUGACGACGAGCUAAGAAGCAAUUACAUGGCCUACUUGUGUGUCACAAGCAUGGCAGGCAACGCCACCAGCUCCCUGCUUUCAUUCAUGCCUCUGAGCAUAUUGAAGCCUGACCCUCCAUCAGAGGUGUCAGUCCGACAGGAGGAGGGACAGGAGAUGAGGAUAACGGUCACCUGGAAUUUUCCGAUCUCUUGGAAAUCUCAAGACAGCUUUUAUAAACUAAUCUACGAGAUCAAAUACCGACCUCUCAAGUCCUUUGAUCAUUGGCAGAUACAGAUGAUUAAGGGCACACGCUCAUAUACUAUAAGGGAUGCAAUGCCUGGUGUUGAAUACUUCAUACAGCUCAGGACUAGGGAAGAGUAUGAUGGUCACUGGAGUGACUGGAGCACACCCGUCUAUGAAAGCAGCUGGACAGCAAAACGGUCAGUGGAGUAUGAGGAUCUCACUGCCACAACGUUUUCAGUAUACACUGAAGGCUCUGGUGCAGAUGAGGAUCUGUCUGAUGUUCCUGAACCUAUGCCAGGUGGAGACGAGGGGUCACAUCACAUCCUGUGGAUCUCCUGUGGUUCAUUUGCUUUCUUGUCGGUCAUUUUGGCUCUUUUCAUAUUCAGUUUUUUUCCCCCACUUCAGACACAGGGACAGGUUCAUGUCUAAACUCAAGAGUAUGAGUGUUAGCACCCCGUACGGUGACUCUCCACGGCCUGCACCCUCCACUCAAACACCUCCAGAAGGACAUGCUCUGGUGACCUUUGCCCCUCCUUGUAACAAAGAACCCCCACCGAGCGAAAUGGAAGAAAGUAAAGAAGAAAAUGAAGAAGAAAGUGAAGAAGAAAGUGAAGAAGAAAAGCAGCGCCUGAAGGAGAGGAUAGACGCCUUGCAUUUCAACAACCCAAGUUAUUUCUUUCACCAAAGGGAUUGAUGAACAGGCAAAAGGGGAAUAAACAAUCCAUAUCCAGUGUGAUAUAUUAUGGAAAGGAUAAUGGACUUAAAACGUUGAUGGUUCUCCAAUGAGCUUGUUUUUGCAAUCAAACUCAGCUUGUAUUUUUCUAUUUCUAUAUGAUGCCUUGAAUACCUCUGAAAGACUUGUAUUUGUUGUAUUUGUCAUAUGAAGAGCAGUAAAGCUACUCUCUCAUUUAUCUGUGGCAAUUGAAAGACCUGAUAAAACAGCAGGCUAUGUCAUCUAAUUCUAGUAUACACUUUUAUUAAGCUUUAUCGACUAUAUUACUUGCUUCAUGUCUUUUCAGUUUCCACAUAUUUUUUUACAAGAUUUUUAAAAGCGAUUGCAAAAUGGUGGGAUGUGAUGUUUUAUUUUAUUUUUGAAGAAAUAUGGUCUGAUGACUGGAAAAAGGUUAUGGCAUAAAAGUAUCAAUUCAGUCAGCUGCAGAACUGUUUACAUGUUUAGGAAUAUUUUAAGCAAAAUAUAAAUCAAUAUAA